Bombus pyrosoma is the source of this 2297-nucleotide messenger RNA. Its product is annotated as ATP-dependent RNA helicase DDX55. Gene Ontology annotation, molecular function: RNA helicase activity; nucleic acid binding; ATP binding. The coding region runs from base 287 to 2056 and encodes 589 amino acids. The transcript is spliced from 7 exons. Gene Ontology annotation, cellular component: nucleolus. NCBI's taxonomy places the organism in Eukaryota, Metazoa, Arthropoda, Insecta, Hymenoptera, Apidae. The record is from RefSeq and is a predicted model, not a curated record.
CACAUCUCACAAUAAACACAUUUCAAAAAUAUUAAAUAUAUGCUAAAACUAAAAAUUGUUUUAUAUAAAUGAUAUUUGAAAAAUCUACGAAUAGGUUAUUAAGGUAUUCUAUAUGUACGUAUAAAUCAUCUACAAUCUGAUUUACAUUGUAAUCUAUGCUAGUAGUAAUGGCAUGUUCAACAUAACCUAUAAAACUCUAUUAAAUUAUGUUCGAAAAAAAAUAACGUUAAAAUUAUAUAUUUUUUAAUUUUUUAACUUACUUUCACUUAAAAUAUUACAAUUCAUAAUGAAAACACAAAAUUGGAAAGAAUUAGAGUUGCCUUUAAGUGAUUCUGUAUUAAAAACCAUUGAAAAGUUGAACUUUCCUUAUAUGACACCCGUGCAGGCAGCUUCCAUACCAUUACUACUAAAAGGAAAAGAUGUUGCUGCAGAAGCAGUAACAGGGAGUGGAAAAACAAUUGCGUUUUUAGUUCCACUCUUAGAGAUAUUACAGAAAAGAAAUGAGAAAUGGAAACCUAUAGAAAUUGGAGCAAUAAUAAUCAGUCCUACAAGAGAAUUGGCUAUCCAAAUAAAUGAAGUUUUACAAAAGUUUCUGGACAAUAUACCAGAUUUAAAACAAGUAUUACUUGUUGGUGGUACAACAAUUGCAGAAGAUGCAGAUAGACUUAAGGCUGGAGCAAAUAUUAUUGUGGCCACACCUGGUCGAUUAGAAGAUAUGUUGUCUAAUUGUAAAAGUAUAAACUUGACAGCAUAUGUAAAAUCUUUGGAAGUACUGAUCUUAGAUGAAGCUGACAGACUAUUAGAUCUAGGUUUUUCUGCAACGUUAGAUACAAUAUUAUCUUAUUUACCACGUCUCAGAAGAACGGGUUUAUUUUCUGCAACUCAAACAAAGGAAUUGCAGCAGUUAAUAAGAGCUGGACUUAGAAACCCAGCUCUGAUAACUGUUAAAGAAAAACCAAAUAUUUCUACACCUUCGAAUUUAAUAAAUAAUUAUGUCAUUGUAAAUGCUGAAUAUAAAUUAUCUAUAAUGAUAGAUUUUAUUCAGCGUAAAGGGACUAAUUUAAAAUAUAUGAUUUUUUUAUCUACUUGUGCUUGUGUUGAUUAUUUUAGUCAUGUUACACAAACAAUGUUGCCGACUAUUCAAGUAUUUGCAAUUCAUGGCAAAAUGAAAAACAAGCGGUACAAAGUAUUCAACGAUUUUCGAUCUGUUGAAAGUGGGAUUUUAAUUUGUACAGAUGUAAUGGCUCGUGGUAUUGACAUUUCAGAAGUUGAUUGGGUAUUACAGUAUGAUCCUCCAUGUUCAGCAAGUAGUUUUGUUCAUAGAUGUGGUAGAACUGCUAGAAUAGGUAACGAAGGAAAUGCAUUGUUAUUUCUCUUAAAAACAGAAGAUGCAUACGUAGAAUUUAUUAAAAGAAAUCAAAAAGUAGAUCUACAGCAAAUAGUUUUAGAUCCAUCCAUUAUUUCAUACAAAAAGUGUUUAAUGUGUAUGAGAAAUUUACAAAAACAAGAUCGCUCUCUUUUUGACAAGGCCAACAGAGCAUUUGUAUCAUAUGUCCAGGCAUACAAUAAGCAUGAAUGUAAUUUAAUAUUAAGAUUGAAAGAUAUUGAUCUAGGAAAGCUUGCAAUGGGUUUUGGGUUAUUACGAAUGCCUCGUAUGCCAGAACUUAAAGGAAAAGAUAUGUCAAAUUUUCAAGAAGAAGAUACUGAUAUCAAUUCAAUUACAUAUUCAGAUAAACAAAAAGAAAAAAGUCGUUUAGAAAAAUUAAAGAUUUUUCGAGACACCGGAGUAUGGCCUAAGGCACAGAAACGUAAAUGUAAACAAACUGAACCAUGGUCUGAAAAUAAAAAAAAGAAAAUGGAAAAGCAAGAAAACCGUAAAAAAAGGAAAGAGAAACAGAUGAAGCAGAAGAUGUCAGGAAACUCAACAAAAAAGCGAAAAAGAAAGAUGAAUGAACAAGAUAUCAAAGAUUUAGCAAAAGACAUAGCAUUAAUUAAAAAGUUAAAAAAGAAAAAGAUUUCACAAGAAGAAUUUGAUACCGCUUUUGGAACUGAUUGAAAAAUUUAAUAGAUAUAGCAAAAGGUAAACAAUACAUGCUGAAGUUAUAUUCAAAUGAGCCUUUUUUGUAUAUAUUCAGUAUACAGAUAAAGAAGCAUGUAUAUAUUAUAGAAUUCUUCAAACAUUUAUAUUAUUUUCAUGUAUAGUUUAUUUAUUGAUAGUACUACUCAAAUUAUAACAAAUCUUCUCUGUUAAAAUAAGUAUAUUUUAAUUUUCUUUACAAUAAAAAUUUUUUAUAAAA